This is a messenger RNA of Spodoptera frugiperda (fall armyworm), 4448 nucleotides long. RefSeq names its product coiled-coil domain-containing protein 50. Bases 454 to 1782 code for a protein of 442 amino acids. The transcript has a single exon. NCBI's taxonomy places the organism in Eukaryota, Metazoa, Arthropoda, Insecta, Lepidoptera, Noctuidae. The record is from RefSeq and is a predicted model, not a curated record.
UUCUGUCAAUGAAUGUCAGUGAUUGUUGUCCUGUCAUGCGUGUCUGUCAUCUCUAGUUUUCUUGACUAUUUUAAUUAAUUUAUUUGUUGUCAAGUGGAGGAGGGAAUGAGUGAGGAGUGUUCAACGUAAUUCAUUAUGUAGAUUAUCAAACAUUACCGUCCAUUGUUCGCACAGAGUUCACAGGAGAAACGAUAAAAAGUUUAUUGGGGAUUCUCACGGAAUCAGAAGAAAGUUGACGUGAAAGGUUUCUGCUGUAUUAUGAAUGGUGCUGUCGUUCUAAAGCUGGUGUCAUCACCAUGUCGCUCGUGUCGUGCUAACAUAUAAUAAAAUAUUAUUACGUUACGCUAACGUAACUGGUGUUGUUUUACUUCAACUUCUGUAAAUAAAAAGUGGAAAAGUUUGAAAAGUCUCAAUAACUUUUUAUACCGUCAUUACACACCAGCCGCACCAGCAAUGGCCGGGUUCCAGACGAGUGACACAAUGCCCAAGUUCGGCCACGUGACGGACUUACGAGAGCAAUGGCUCGUGCGUGCUGAUGGGGCGCUGGCGCACCGUCUACAGGAUCGAGAAAUCUCAUCCCAUCUGUGCGAAAAUAGAUAUCGCAAUCAGCAGAUUCGUGAGGACUUCCCAAUAGCCCUUAAUGAACAACGAGACAUAGAGCACGAAGUCCACUUGAGAGAACUUACUCGACGGCGACAGGCCGAAAUUGAUGCAGAAAUAGCACGAGAGAUGGCUGAAAUUAAUCUGCGCAGGCAACGUCGCCAGCGCUCCAGUGACAUGUUGCAACAACCCAGCUCGUCCCGCGCCGCGCCCCCGGCGCCACUUCCUGUCACUUCUGUUCCAAGUGAAGAUAUCAAUCCAGAAGAGCUUGGUCUGUCUCCAACUGAACUUGAAGAAAUGAGAAGACGACUGGAACAAGAAGAGAAAGAUGCCAGGCUCGCUAGGGAACUGAGCCAUGAAGACAACAACCAAGAUGCUCUAUUGGCUGACAUGAGAUGUGCAGUAGAAGCUCAAGAUGGUGAGUUGGCAAGAUUGUUGCAAGAGAGAGAAUACAAAAAACUUCAGAGAGCCAAGGAGAAGGCAAGACAGAAGGCUUUGCUAAAAAAACAGCAGAGAAUGGCUGCCCAGCAACAAGGCCAAGCACCACAGGUAGACAGUGAAGCCAGUUCUACUCCACAGGCAACACUGUGUGAUGCCUACAGUAACCCUCGAGAUAUGAUCCGCGAGAACCGACUCAGACUGUGCAAAUCUGUUGAUUCUGAUUUGCAUUAUGUUGAACCAUUUGAAAAAGAAUCCAUUCAAUCUAAAGCCAGUGCCUUGCAAUCCUUGGAGAUGUCAAAUCAGUAUUACACUCGACAACCUGAGGCUGGAACUUCAGGCAGUAAUUUGUCCCACUCCCACUCGCAAUCUAUUGAAGAUAAAAAGGUACCCAGUAAUCAGAGUUCAGUGCAACACCGACAGCCUCCCCCUCCACCGACAACUAGCAAGAAGCCUCGUUUUCCAGACCCAGUGAGCAUCAGACCAGCCUCACACUACUCCACUGAGCAGACGGUGCCUGAAAGUAUCCCUCCUCACAACAUGGCUCACAGCUACAGUGAAAACAACAACCUGUACAGUUGUACAUACCCGCCAGACAUCAACCCGCCACACAUGGCAUCGGACAGACAUGACAACAAUAAGAGGCUCUCUGUUAUAUCAGACAUCAGUGCUGAAGGUCUGGCAAAAAAGAAAAGUAAACAAGCUGACAUGAAUAAGAAAAGAAGGGGUUGCAAAAUACAGUGAGUUUGUGAAGGUGGUCUCAUACAAAGAAGUGAAAAGCCUUUUAAAGAUGUGCAAUUUAAUAGUGGAGUGAAUGAUAAUAGGGUAGAGUAUAUUGAUGAUGGGAUUGUGUGAUUGGAGUUGUAGCUGAUCUUUUGUGUUCGUAUUUUAUUGGAUGACAGUUACACCUAUCAACAAUUCAGCUCAAAAACCUUUUUUAUAAAGUACCUAGUUGUAGUUGUAGCACAGUAAGUUACAUUUUAUUAACAUUGUUUUUGAUAUUUGAUUUCGAUUGAUAUUUUUUCUAUACACUUAAAUAAUUAUUAUUUAUUAUUACUUAUAUUUUAAGCUCUGCUAUAUCAUUCAUAUAUUUAAGUCAGGUGUGGUACUUAACAAUCACUGGGCAUUAAGGACUUACCUUUAAGUAGGUACUUGACUCAUUACAGAUAAUGUCAAAUGGAUGUGCCAUUGGCUAUUACUGUAGAUAAAAUUAGAUUACUAAUAACAUUAUUUUAAAUGUUACCAAGGUCUAUUUUCCGAAACAAGACUACAUAAGAAGUAUUAGUUAACUUUUUUGUGUCUAUAUCAAAACAGUAAUAGUUAUUAAAUCACUGAAUUGGUAGACAUGAUUCAUCUGACUCCACAUACCAGUACUAUGAAUCACAGCCACAGGCACUUAAAUAGGUUUGAUAUUGCAGAGUAGGUGCAGUUGUCAGCUCAUUAGUGGUGUAUAGUGCUGCCACUAAGUUGCUGUCAACUAUUUACUUGCAGCAGUACCUGCAGAAACCAAUGAGCCAUUUAAAUCUAAGGUCAGAUUGUGCCUAUGGGUACUAACAUAAAGGGGCAGGUUGCCAAUAUGAAUGGUACUGAUGACUACAAGCCAGGAUCAACGUUGUAGUAGCACCUAGUUGUUUAUGAAUGAAUGCAUAAGAUAAAAUAGACAUGAAUGCCUGUUUCCUUAUGUUAAUACCCAUUGUCUAGAUGUAAGUGCAGACAUUCCAAUAGUAAUUUAUUUUUAUGUAUGGGUACUUAUUUACUAAAUAGUCAUUAAGAAAUUAUAUAUUUUAAACUCUAUAUUUAUCAAAAAUAGUUUACUAAAUUAUAAUAUUCAAGAUGAUCCAAAACUUGUAAAAUCUCAAUAAAUCUCAAAUAUAUUCAUUUGAAGGAUAAAUAGGUACAAAAUAAUAAAUUCAGUGGGUCCAUGACAAAUAAGACAAUAUAAUUAAUGUUGAUUAUUUUCCAAAUUUUUUAAUUAUUUAGAUAUACAUAGAAUGAUUAAGUUUCUAAGAUCAUCAAAUAAAUCUCUUAUUUCGUAAGUACUUAAUAUCUGUAUGUAAGACUGAUUUUAAAAUGACCAGUAAUCACAUAUGUAGUGCCCAUUUGGUGCUUUUGUGGAAUUUCUUCCACCAUUCUUAUUAUAAUUUUUCAUAAAUAUUUUUGGUAUUAAGGUGAGAUUAUUCGCAAAUGCAAAAGUGUGUUAGAAAAUAUUUAUAAUAAUUGCUUUCUCAGUGACUUUCUCCAACACAAAGAUGAGUAUGCAAGUCACGGCGAGUCGCGAAUGACAUCACAUUAGAAGAAAGGUCAUUCACACACUCGCAUAACGUAUCUACAUGGAUAAUGGUACAUAUUGUGUUCCAUUCAACCAUUUAAAAAAAAACUUUUCCUUGGACAACAUCAUUGUUAUGUAACUGUUACAAUAUUCUAAUUUCUAAUCGGUGGUUUGGCUAAAUAUACGCUACUACCUACUGCGCUCAUUAUUCUAUUAUUUGGCUUUCUUGAAUACAUUGUUUUAGAUAAUAAUGUGUUGUUUUCAAAAUCUUUACUUAUAAAGAUUGGAAGUUUGUCUUAUUUUUAUAAAGAAAAUCAUUGUUUGUUAUUACAAUGUUUACUAUUGUAUUACGUAAUUUCUACUGGAAUGUAAAGAAUCUCCGUUGAAUAAAGACGUUGUAGGUCGCGCGUGCGUCGUGUAGAUGAUUAAAGAAUGAGAAAUAAUUACACUUAUAAGCAUUAAUAUUAUAUUUUUAAUUUGAUGAUUGAUCCUGAUAUUAAGGAUAGAUACUUUUUAGUACAGAAUAACAACAAAUUGCAAAUUAAAAACAUCCUAUUCAGUGGCGUAACUACAGGGUGGCAAGUCGGCAAAUUCCCAUCUGGACUUCUAUAUUUUAUAUUUGAUAGGUCUCAGCUUCGAUGGGUUUGCUACGAACCUCCCGAAGUAAGUAUAGUUACGCCAUUGAUCCUACAGAAAUAUCAUAUAAAAUAUAUAAUUACAAACAGCCUGUCACAAGUUUAGAAACUCAUUUAUGUUUAUUUAUAAGCUAAAUAUAAUAUUUAGUGUUCUUAGUUAUUACUAAUGAUUACGUACUUAAUAAUUAAGAAUAAGCUUUAAUCGCAAUGUAUGGCCUUGAUCGUGCCUUAGUAGUGGAACUGAACCAAACUCUUAUAUUUAUAAACUGUAUUUUAAUGUUAUUUUUAAUUUAGUAAACAUAAAAUUAGUCUAUAGUUUAUACUUACGACUUAUGGCUGAUUAUUUCAAGUUGCUCAAGUGUGAAGUCAAGCGAAGUCGCAACGCUUCACCUCGUAAUUAAAAUUAGUAGGUGUCUGAUAGAUCGGCACCUACCUUUAACAUGAACAAACCCAUCUGCACUGUAUCCGAAUACAUAAACGUAAAUAAAACGUAUGGUAAAAUCUUA